CUACUUCUCCGUCAACCUUCCAUUCCCUGCUCUGCAUCUCAUUGUUUGUUUUUCACUUUGUGCUUGUUGGAGCUGAUGUUUCCUCAAUUCAGAGAGACAUCAGUAGGUACCAGACAUUGUGCGACUGCGAGCGAUGCCGCUAUAUAGAGGUUUAUAUCUCAUGUCACUUAUUUUCAAUUUUAUAUGUGUGCUAUUUAUAAUGGGGUUUCGGGUGACUUCGAGUUUAGUACACAGUUUUUUUCAGUUGAUUUACGUUUGCUGUAAGUUGAGCAAAGAAUCAGGCUGCUUUUCACUUGCAUUGUAUAAGGUAGAUUCGGCUGUUGUGCUUGUUGUGGUUACGAGAACUGUUUUAUUUGAUGGUGCUGUAGCUUUUCAUUUGACAUUUAUGGGGAUUGUGGCCAAAUUUUGGUGCUCUAGUUGUUGAUGAUGAUUCCGAUAAAGAAUAUGCAUACACAUUUGAUCAAAUAUAGAUAGGAAAAAAAGGUGUAUACUGAAGAGAAUAUUCCAAUAAAAUUGUAUGUUGACCUGCAAUCUUCCUAACUGUGCCACUAUAUGAGGGAGGAAAAAAAAAGGAGAAAGGAGAGAGAGUCUGAGCUGAGGAGGAGAAGAGGACAACAUGCACUUUCAAGCUGUAAUGGCUGAAGUUAUAUGUAUCUGAAGAAGGUGAAUCUUCUGCUGGAACCAACAAACUUUUGGAUGAAAAGCAACCAUUAUGGAGCUGUUCAAAGUAGUAGGGUUAAAAUCGGGGACCUGUCUGCUUCUUGGGUCCUGGAAAAUCCCAUUGAUGGAAGGCAUGGCCAUCCAAAGAGUUUGCAGAUAGCGGAGAAUUCAUUUCAAUCUGGAUUGAGAGUCGAAGAGAAGGCUGAGCAUUCAACAGAUGAUCCUCAAUCUGGAGAAGGUGAACUGCCAUCUUCCCGUCCGUCAUUAAUCAGCCCAGUGAAGCACAAACGACGGUUAAUGCGUGAAGAAAGGAGGAAACUUCGGACUGCAGAGCUAAUGGGAAAGGAUAAAGAAGCAAAUGACCAGAUGGCUGCGGCAGCAAUCGAACGAUCAAAAUCCUUUGAGACCACUGUCUCAGGAAAGUACAGCAUAUGGAGGAAAGAUUAUGAAAACCCAAAUUCUGAUUCAACCUUGAAACUUAUGAGAGACCAGAUCAUAAUGGCCAUUGCUUAUGCCAACAUUGCGAAGUCUAAGAAUGAAACUGUUCUUUAUAAUUCCCUUAUGAAGAACUCUAAACUUAGUCAGAAUGCUAUUGGAGAAGCAAGUUCAGAUGCUGAACUUCCUUCAAGUGUGCUUAAUCGAGCAAAAUCAAUGGGUCGUGCUCUCUCUGUUGCCAAGGACAAAUUAUAUGACUGUCAUACAAUGGAAACAAAGUUAAGAGCCAUGCUUCAGUCAACAGAAGAUAAUUUAAAUGGUCUGAAGAAAAAGAGUGCAUUUUUGAUCCAGCUUGCAGCAAAAACAGUACCCAAACCACUGCAUUGCCUUCCGUUACAACUUGCGUCAGACUAUUUCUUGUUGGGAUAUAAUAAUAGGGAGGAUGUUAACAAAGAAAAGCUUGAGGAUCCUUCUCUAUACCACUAUGCUAUAUUUUCUGACAAUGUUCUAGCCACAUCAGUGGUUGUUAAUUCUACUGUGCUACAUGCAAAGGAACCCAAUAAGCAUGUUUUCCAUCUGGUCACUGAUAAAUUGAAUUAUGCUGCUAUGAAAAUGUGGUUUCUUGUUAACCCUCCUGCUGGAGCAGCUGUGCAGGUCGAAAAUAUUGAUGAUUUUAAGUGGUUAAAUUCGUCUUCUUGUUCUGUUUUACGUCAACUAGAGUCUGCCAGGCUUCAAGAGUAUUAUUUCAAGGCAAACCAUCCGUCUUCAUUAUCACUGGGGGCAGAUCAGCUCAAAUAUCGGAAUCCAAAGUAUUUGUCGCUACUGAAUCAUCUGAGAUUUUACCUUCCUGAUGUCUACCCAAAGUUGGACAAGAUCUUAUUUUUGGAUGAUGACAUUGUAGUUCAGAAGGACUUGACACCGCUAUGGUCUGUUGAUCUUCAAGGGAUGGUAAAUGGUGCAGUGGAGACUUGUAAAGAAAGCUUCCAUAGGUAUGAUAAAUACCUCAACUUCUCUAAUCCAAUAAUAUCUGCGAAUUUUGAUCCAAAUGCUUGUGGCUGGGCAUACGGCAUGAACAUGUUCGACUUGAAGGAGUGGAGGAAGCGAAACAUGACUGGGGUAUAUCAUAAGUGGCAAGAUAUGAAUGAGGAGCGAACUCUGUGGAAACUUGGUACAUUGCCACCAGGACUUAUUACCUUCUAUAACCUGACCUAUCCGCUGGAUCGCGGAUGGCAUUCUUUGGGACUUGGCUAUGAUCCAGCCCUCAACCAAACGGCAAUAGAGAAUGCAGCAGUCAUUCAUUACAAUGGAAACUACAAGCCAUGGUUAGAUUUGGCUAUUUCUAAGUACAAGAAUUACUGGUCAAAAUAUGUAAUGUAUGACGACCCAUAUCUUCGGAUUUGUAACAUCAAUCCAUAAACUACGCCGUUUUGUUCAGACACACCUCCACACAAAAGUACAUACAUGAUACACCUUUGUAUUA
Messenger RNA from Argentina anserina (silverweed cinquefoil), 2575 nucleotides. Its product is annotated as probable galacturonosyltransferase 3. The coding region runs from base 649 to 2511 and encodes 620 amino acids. The transcript is spliced from 9 exons. The record is from RefSeq and is a predicted model, not a curated record. Lineage: Eukaryota; Viridiplantae; Streptophyta; Magnoliopsida; Rosales; Rosaceae. Gene Ontology annotation, molecular function: polygalacturonate 4-alpha-galacturonosyltransferase activity.